CCCCCCCGGGGGAUUUGACUUUCUACUGACCUCUCCAAGGAUAGAAAUAUUUUAGUGGGAUGGAGGUGCGAAGUACGAUCUUCACCAGUUCUUGAUGGUAGGGGGUGGGGGAGGAGGACGGGUGGAUAAUUAUUUCGUCGCCGUUCCCGACGGAGCAGCUAACCAGCUAAAUGGCUUAUUUGUACUUCUGGCAAGCGACUGAAAGUGAAAUACGGCUUACAAAUUAUGUUUUUUCUGCAAAGUAGCUUUUAGGUAGCGUAAUUUCGGUAUUUUUAUGUCUUCUGCUUCAGUCCUUUGGCGUGUCGAGAAUUUACUGAGCAUCACCUGAGUCGGGAUUAUGUUGUAUUGACUUUGCCCUCUCUGCUGACUCCGUUAUCCCAGAAUUCAUCAUUCAAACUGUUGUCGUCGCGGGUGGCCUGAAAUGAUUAAACCCAGGCUACGUGUCGAGAACGCGAAUACUACUGUGCACGUGCUGAGCCCCUGAAGUGAUAUUGAACUUUUGAACUUUCGACGGAAUCCCAGGAAAAGGAACUCUAUUUUACAUACAUCACACAUCCUGCUCGGAAAAAUCAACUUCAAGACGUCAGAAAGUACCAAAAAUGCGCAAAAAGGUCACGAAUAAAUAUCCUGAUACAAAUUUUUAAUUCAUUCGAUAAAACCUUUCUUCAAACAGGGCAAUAAAAUGUUCGCAGUUGUGCAAGAACAGCUCAUAUGAGAAACGUCACCGUGACUAAAAUUUCUUCAGAUAUCCGAAACUCGUGGUUCCUUCAUGUCUGAAGCUAACGAUGAGCACAAGGUUUUCUCCGUGUAAUGCAACGCGUAGGGUAAGAAGUUUUGAGAAAGUUUUGAAGGUCAGACGAGGUUAUUUCAUUUUUUCAUCAUUUUUAUUUUCUUUUGAGCGCGUGAUUUCGUGACAACACCGUGGAAAGUUUUAGAAAGACAGGAAAUAUCAUUAGAAUCUUAUGAUACUUGUAAAAUCUUUAAACCAAAAUAUAGAACAUACCGCGCGGUCCGAAUCACUGAAACGCAAUGAAAAGCGCUACUUCGUAGAGUAACGUACAUCUGCGCGUGACUUCGUGACAACGUCAGGAACAGGAAAAAUCAUUCGAAUUUCAUUUUGAUGAUACUUGUAUGAUCUUCUAACCACAAAAAUAGGAAAUACUUUGCGCGUUGAAAAGCGUAGGUUUGUUAAAAGACAAAAAUAGGGUAAAUUCCUGAAAGCGUCUAAAGCCUUGUUGAAAGCGUGUCUAAUUUUCACUCUAGUGAAUCGUAGCACGCGGAGAGAUUUCCACAUACAAUGCAGUCGUCCGUUGAUUUCACGUGAUCCUGUCGAUCGGAAGGGCGCGCUGAUUGGUUAGUUUCUUUGUUAUUUGACAAGCUUCACGUGAAGAGAUUACAAGUCUACUUAUAUAACAAUAACGAAAAGAUUUCUGUGCAAAUUUGUAGUGGACACGAAGCGAGAAGGGGUAAAGGAGUUGGUUAGAAAGCAUUCCAAAAUUCUGCUGGUUUUCGCUGGAGGAAGCCUGAAAGGUGUAGGAACUGUCUUUUAAAUUUCUCACAAGAAAUCGCAUUUCCACGCACAGCUGAGAAGUCACACAAGGAAUUAUGCCUCCAACACCGUCUUUAAAGUCUUGUGUGGUCAAAUUCAAUUCCUGCAGGAAGAGUGACUCGGACCUCCACAAGAAAGACAAAAAGGUUCAUUUUGCAGAUUCGAUGGGACUUUCUCUCGUUUCUGUAGUUUAUUUACCGCAACCUGCGCCAACGGCGAGAUUUUUGUCGAAGCGAAAGUGGUCUUUUUGCGAGGAGAGAGCGAGGCUUUUAAAUUUUACACCGCCGGUUGAAAGAAGAGACUUCCAUGAAAGACUAAACGGGCUAAAUGUGUCUUUAGAAAACAUUAUUUUGCGGGACUUUGGUAUGUUCGGAACGGUAAAAGUUCGAAAUUUAGCUUUCGAGAAGAGAAUAACCAUACGGUACACAACGGACGGCUGGUCAACUUAUCGCGAUGUCGUUGGUCAAUACGUUAAUGGUUCUCACGCCGGAUUCACGGACACCUUCUCAUUCGAGAUCGCGUUGCCGUCAACUCUCAUUAAAGACUGCAAACUGGAGUUUGCUGUGUGCUACAAGGUUCAUGGAAUCGAAUUUUGGGACAAUAACAGUGGAGAUAAUUAUCGGGUUAUGUGCUACUCGUCAAACCAAUGGAAAUCGCGAGAAUGGGUUUACAAUAAUAGGAACAGUUUGAACGGUUACGCAUAUUUGCAAAACAGAUAUGUUGGUCUUAGAUUCUAGUGCUGUAACAUAAACGGCAGGUAUUAAAUAUAGAACUCCUCUUUUGUACGAGGGCUUCGAAAUUAAAAUCGAACAUUCAGUUUUAAUUUAUUGGAAUUAUGAAGGAUGGUUUACCUGUUGUCAACUUCUGUAGCCAUAGACUAAAGGCAAAUUUCAUAGAGAACUAAAUUAUUUCAGUGCUGAUGUAUUUGUGUGAUAACUGACCGACUUUAUAUGUUGGGUGUUUAAGAACAUAAGCGGUGUAAGUCGUCUUAUCGUUAUUUCUCAUUUGGGUUGACUUUUAUACAGACAUAACUCGUACUUGUAACUACGUGUUUCGUUUCUAACGAAAGAAGAAUUUCUCUAGAGUGAAAAAGCGUUAUCGAGUUGGCAAGUUUGUUGGAAUUUUUUCAUUUUGUGGUGAAACGAAGACAAUAAAAUUAUUUUUUUGUAUA
Molecule: messenger RNA, 2720 nt
Organism: Orbicella faveolata
Lineage: Eukaryota; Metazoa; Cnidaria; Anthozoa; Scleractinia; Merulinidae
Product: protein phosphatase 1 regulatory subunit 3B-like
Biological process (GO): regulation of glycogen biosynthetic process
Cellular component (GO): protein phosphatase type 1 complex
Molecular function (GO): glycogen binding; protein phosphatase 1 binding
Source: RefSeq, a predicted model, not a curated record